AUGCGAGACCUCGGCUUAGCCACAUUCCUUGAUGUGAUAAAUGGCGCGGGGCCCGGUGAGGCCACUGUCGUCGAACUGAGCAAGCCUAAGCACGUCUUCUCGUGCAACGACGCUUUGAGACCCUCUGUGGCGAUGCAGUUCCGCGACGCUGUGAGUGACAUCGCCUCCGCGUUCACCCAAAACCCGGACACAGCGCUUAUCGACGAAAUUAUGACGGUGUUCAUUCGUCUCGCUUCGAGCCCGCGAGAGCCUAGCGUCUCCGAGCUCGAAGAGCUCAAGUUCGGCGGCUACGUCGUAGUUAAACUCUCCGAAGCAGACGCGGCUAUCACCGACUUCUUGCGCGUGGCGUUCGACAAUGCCAUGUUCGAUCCGACGACGACCGUGAAACUAAAGUCAUCGCGGUACGUCCGGAACUACCUACCCGCGGCGCUGCGCGAACUUCCUGCCAGGGCUGUUAUGAACUACGAGGCUUUCCUCGUCCUCGUUCGCUUAGCCCCGUUCCUCCCGGAAAAGCACACGGCAUUGCGUCAGCUGUUCUUCAUGGACCUCCGUGGUAGGACACUCGCCGAUGCCGCAGACUCCAGGACGCUCUGUUUCAUGGCGGUGGAGACCGUUCUGCCUUCCUGUCUCGACAAACUCUCUGCGAGCCUGUAUCGUACGAGCGAUGAGCGCGGGCUUAUCAUCGACAGGCUGGCGCAUUUGGAGAACAUCUUCAGCCGCCGCAUUUCUAACCUGGCCUGGAUAAGCGAGUACGAGGCACUCGUCUACCGCUAUCAGCUCAAGCGACGGCGGGCGGCAUCCUUCGGUCACGGGAACGAGUCUUGCAUGGACGCCUCCUCCGCUGCCGGCUACCCGGCGGAAAAGCCCGUCGAGUUCUACCACGCUGUCGCGCGUUCCCAGCAGCGGGCGACGCUACGGGGCCAGAGCACCAGCGGCCUUCCGCCCGCCCUGUUAUCUCCGAUGCGGACGCAUGCCAGCUACGACGCGUCGAGACGGCGCGUGCCUGUUCCGGUGGCACUGUUCAACACAUCGGUACCCAGUAACGACACCCUGUUCACGCUGCACCUGUCCCGCUACGCUGUGCGCUUCUACCGCGCGCUGGUGGAGAAGCUCUUUGACGCCGCCUACGAAAGCGAUUCGCUGGGUUCCGCAGAUGACCUUCAGAGGCGCCUGGAGAUUCUUCUGAACUGCUUCGAGGAAGACCUCGGACAGCUGCCGGGUAGUCUCCAACGCCCAACGCCGCCGCCAGACCCUGCGCUGUCCAGGGGCGCAGUGCUUGAGCAGACGGUGGCACUGCAGAUUGCAUACGGCGCUUUCAAGGAACUUCUGGCGGUUCAGCGUUCUCGUGUCGACGACCGCCGGUACGCCAAGCUCCCGGACAUGUCGUCCGAGCGUCUCUUCCUGGUGUACUACGCUCUGGACAACUGCGAGACCAGCAACGAGGACCACCUGGAGCACGAGGGACACUUGCUGCCCGCCGCGUACCGCGUCAACCUUCCGCUGCGCCACCUGGUGGAGUUCGCGCACGUCUUCGGCUGCCGCCCGGACUCGGAGGGCAUGACGCGGUUCCCGCUUGGCAGGCGCUCCUCCUGCGCCGUUGUCCUGCCCGACUCGUGGUCGGCCAUGGACGGCCAUGGCCGCUAGGUCGAGCCACCGACGCGCUCCUGAGUAGCGUCGUCCCAACGUCGUCGUCAUGCAUUUAGGGGCCGCAUUAUAGACGGUAGCAGAACGAGUCGCUGGAUGCUCGUAAUGCGAUACCGAUCGA
Molecule: messenger RNA, 1765 nt
Organism: Dermacentor silvarum
Lineage: Eukaryota; Metazoa; Arthropoda; Arachnida; Ixodida; Ixodidae
Exons: 3
Coding region: 1-1644 (547 amino acids)
Biological process (GO): proteolysis
Molecular function (GO): metalloendopeptidase activity
Source: RefSeq, a predicted model, not a curated record